This is a messenger RNA of Bombyx mandarina (wild silkworm), 2487 nucleotides long. RefSeq lists its product as uncharacterized. Lineage: Eukaryota; Metazoa; Arthropoda; Insecta; Lepidoptera; Bombycidae. Gene Ontology annotation, cellular component: nucleus. The record is from RefSeq and is a predicted model, not a curated record.
UUCACUUGUGUUUUUUUCUAAUUUUACUGUCAUUACGCCGAUAAAUUGAUGCAUAUUUUGUAUGCAACAGUUAUUUCGAUUAAAUAAAUCGCAUUAUUAUGUACAACAUUUCCGCAAGGAAUGUGCUGAGUGCGUGUAUUUACUAAAAUCAAUAACAAUCAGUGACCAACAAAGUUACCAAGAUGAAUUAUGAAGCCGAAAGAGCCAUGAACCAAAAGAGAUUGCGUAUGGAGGCGGAACCUGGCCAUGGAGUGGUGCAAGGAAACGGUUUACCACUCAAUUAUAUCGAUAAUGGUCAUCAAAUACCUUACCAGCCCUAUGCUGGGGCCUACAAUACCCACUACCCGCCCCCGGAUGCGUUCGCAGCGUACGGACCGCCACCACCAGGAGGCUAUGCCCCACAGAACCUGUCUUAUGCACCUCCUGCUCAUCAAAAUUAUGCUCAUCACCAGAGUUUCCCACCACAGCAGCCUCCACAGGCCCAGUUGCAUAUGCAGUCACACAUGGGUUAUGGUGAUGUGGGUGUUCACAAGCCUGCGUGGCCUCCACAACCACACCUACUACCACCGCUCGACGCUCAAAAACCAAUAGAUGUGAAACAACUUAAACCGGAAAUCAAACUUGAGCCCACAGAUGCCCAAAAACGACCACACCCCGAAGCUGAAAUGAUGAGUGAAAUGGAUCAGCCAAAAAUAAAAAUCAAAACAGACAUUUUUAAGCCUGAUGACUUAGCACACAGACCCAUUGAAAAACCUAUAGAUGCACACAUACAUAAACCAUUAGAAGGUGCACAAAAGCCAACAGAUCUACAGAAUAAGGAUGAAGGACAGCCGAAUACAAUAGUUGACAUCAAAUUAGGAGAGAAACCGACUGAGUCGAGCAAGGGGGACGGCAGCGCGGAGGCGGGGGAGCCCCGGCCCGCGGACUCCGCCGCCCCGGCCGCGCCCAACAGUGAUAUCGACAGGAAACCGUUCAGUAGUCCAGAGCUGCCGAAGUCGGGCUCCGUGCCGGGGAAGGCGCCCACCCCGAGCUCCGAGCCGAAGAAGAGAGGUCGCCCUAAGGGGUCGACGAACAAACCGAAGCCCCCCGGCGUGACCGGCAAGCUGGUCCCCAACAUGGCGGCGGGCGGGGGGGCGCCGCGCGGGCCCCCUCCCCGCGCCCCCGCCGCGCCCCUGCGCCCGCGCUGCACCGGCUACCAGUACGCCGUCCGGGCCUACAGGAAGGACUUCUCCGGGAUACAGUUCAGGAGGCGCUGGAGCGACGACUGCCUGGACUCGUCGCACAUCCCCAACGAGGUGUACUUCGGCGACGUGCCGGUGUCCACGGAGGUGCUGUUCAACUACUACGACGCGAACGCGGAGCGCGAGCGGCUGGCGACGCAGGCCGCGCAGAUCGCCGCGCAGAAGGCCGCCGCCGCCAAGCUCGCCGCCGCCAAGCUGCAGGCGCGGGGCGUCGUCUCCAACGAGGUCACGACAGUCGAUUCAUCAUCGUCAGACGAUUCGUCAGGGUCCGAAGGCAGCGAUUCAGAAGAUAGCGACGAGGACGCCCCCCUAAAACGAGGUCCAGGCAGACCGAAGGGUUCCAAGAAUUCUCCGCGGCCCCCCGGAGCGACGCCCCCCGGCGCCACGCGGCGCGGCCGGCCCCCCGUGCCCCCCGAGCUGCGCCAGCCCGGCAUCACCGACAUGAAGAAGUUCUGCAAGGCGGCCGGCAUCCGGUUCGAUUACAAGAAGCUUGUUGAAGGUUGCACGAAAAACAAAGAAAGAGUUGAGAAGAUGCUAGAGCUGCUGGUCGCGGCCGGGCUCGAGGGCAAGCCCACGCUGGAGAAGUGCAAGGCGAUGAAGCAAGCCAAACUAGACAAGAAGGAGCAAGAGAAGCUGGCCAAGAAAGAAGCGAAAGCGAAACACAAAGACGACCCUGUUGCAGCGGAGCCGGCGGCGGGCUCGUGCCGGCGCAUGACGCGCGGCGCCACGGGCGUGAAGCCGCGCCAGCGCAUCGUCAUCUCGUCGGACGAGGAGGACGACACCCCGCAGGCGCGCCGCACGCUCUCCAAGCUGCGCUCCAGCGUCAACGACCACUCCGACUCCGACUAGCGUCCGAGGUCACCAUCAGAUCGUCUGCUUGACGAUGAGCAAUUCCUUUGGGGCAGUUAACGCUGACAUUUCCGAGAGUUAGGAUCGACGUGUCCGUGGACGAUCUCGCGUGUGUAUUACAAUAAAAUAAUUAAUGAAAAAAAACUUUAAAUAAUUAUUAUAGUUAACCAUAGUGUGACGUCGUUAGAAAAAUCUCAGUGAACAACAUUAUUUUGUAUAUUAAUCUGUUUAGUUCGUAAUUGUAUCGGAGUUUGUUUGAGAUUGUAAAACUUCAUUGGUAAAAUUCUGUCAUGUUGGCAACAUUGACGUAUUAAGAUAUAUUAUUGCCAACAGAAAUAUAUUAGAAGUCACCAAUUUGAAGAUAAUCUAUGCCUUGUUUUGAAAAUUUGAGUGAUAG